UGACAGGCAUGGCCCACGAUCGCAGAACGUGUGGCUGCAAACGGAGGCCGUCGUGAGCCACGCGCAGCCCAAUCAGCAAGCGGGCCCACCUGUCCAGCUGAUCCCGUCGAUUCGACGAACUACAUUGUUCCCUCUUUCCUCUCCUCUUUCCCCAUCCGUCCAAUCAACCCGACCGGGCUGCUCUGCUGCCUCUCCGGCGCCAUUGACGAGCAAGAGAGUCCUCAUCCUCCGGCACCUGGUCCGUCGCGUGCCGUGCCCACCCGCUAAGGCCAGGGCGCCCCGACUUGAGCUCACCGCGCCGAACUCGAACCGCUGCUGUUCCUCGGGGCAGGGUCGUCGAGGAUGCCGGAGCACUCAGAGAACGCGGCGGCGGACCUGAUGGGCAACAUCAUGGAGACCAUCGCGGAGAACCUCCCGAGGCAGAAGUCCGUGCGGUUCGACGACGGCGACGGCUCCUCCAUCUCCGAGCAGGCCAAGAAGCUGUUCGGCGGCGGCGAGAGCAGGAAGAAGUCGGUACACCACGUGCUGGGCGGCGGCAAAUCCGCCGACGUGCUUCUGUGGCGGAACAAGAAGAUCUCGUCCAGCGUGCUGGGCGUGGCGACGCUGGUGUGGGUCUUCUUCGAGUGGCUGGACUACCACUUCCUCACCAUCCUCUGCUUCAUGCUCGCGCUCGGCAUGGCCGUCCAGUUCGCCUGGUCCAUCUUCUCGUCCAGCGUGCCCCGCGUGCAGCUGCCGGAGGAGCUGUUCGCGAGCGCCGGCGCGGCCGCCGGCGCCCAGGUGAACAGGGCCCUGGGCUUCCUCCAGGACGUGGCCUGUGGACGCGACCUCAAGCGGCUGGUCAUCGUGAUCGCCGGGUUCUUCGCUGCGGCGGUCGUCGGCAGCUUCUGCAACCUCCUGACGGUCAUCUACAUCGGGUUCGUGUGCGCGCACACCCUGCCGGUGCUGUACGAGAGGUACCAGGACCAGGUGGACGAGUUCCUGUACAACAUGCUAGGGCUGGUGCAGAGCCAGUACAGCAAGCUGGACAGCAAGGGCAUCCUCAAGGGGGGCGUCAAGUUCAGGAAGAGCGACUAGCUGAUUUCCUCCCAUCUACGACUACGAUUUGAUUCAUCCUGGGAGUCUUGAUCGAUCGACACUUGUUCUGUUCUGUACAGCGAGUAACAACCGCUGCUGCUAGCUACAUUCUUUACUGUACUGUACUUGUGUGAUGACAUCAUAUCUUCGCGUCGCGUGUACUGAAGAACUACACAUUGCACUAAGGUUGCUUUCGUACGUGUACGUGCUCAUCUUUCUUCCUUGGAAAUCA
This is a messenger RNA of Zea mays, 1306 nucleotides long. The record is from RefSeq and is a predicted model, not a curated record. NCBI's taxonomy places the organism in Eukaryota, Viridiplantae, Streptophyta, Magnoliopsida, Poales, Poaceae.